This is a messenger RNA of Naumovozyma castellii, 1737 nucleotides long. It is a transcript of the gene PEX5, whose product is annotated as Pex5p. The transcript has a single exon. NCBI's taxonomy places the organism in Eukaryota, Fungi, Ascomycota, Saccharomycetes, Saccharomycetales, Saccharomycetaceae. The record is from RefSeq and is a predicted model, not a curated record. The coding region runs from base 1 to 1737 and encodes 578 amino acids.
AUGUCUGAAUGUUCCGUCAACAACAAUCCUCUAGCCAGGAUCAGCAAGCUCACUCAGAACAGGGGCGCAAAUGCAAACCUAACUAACUUACCGGGGUCAGUUUCACAACAACGAUCAAGACAACAACAGGAAAGAGACGCUUCUAUCGUGUCAUUCAAGACCUUCCAGAAACCAGUAUCUGAGUUGAAUAAAGCACAACUGAAUGAUUUCAUUAACGGGUCUAUUCAACAACCAAAGAACACCGCUUUCUCACCCCAAUAUGCUCCAAUUAAUUUACCCUCAACUGAAUCUAUACAACAACCUAUCAACAACGCCCCUCAAAUACAGCAAUCAAAUUGGUCAAGAGAAUUUCAAUAUCAUAGUGCUGCUGCUCCUGAAAAUGCUUCUAUGAGUCACGGGUCUGUAACCCCGCAACAAGUGUCACUCAAUAGUGAUGGAUCAAUGUAUGGUAAAGAUAGGUUCAAGACUUCAUACCAACCACAAUUUACACAACAAAACAACGGGUUUUUACAGUAUCAGCGACAGCAAGUACAGCAAACCCCAGUGAAUCAAACGGUUAAUACGAAUUGGGAUCAAGAAUUCAAGAAUCUAGAGAGUGAAUUGUCUGAAAAUUUGAAUAUUAAAGAAGAAAAUCCAGAUAUUAUAGUUGAAGAUCAAGAAGGUGCCAAUUCAAUGGAUAAUACAGAUGCUAAUUUUGAAUACCAAUCCGAGUUUCAAAAAGUUUGGGAUUCUUUAAAGGAUGAUGAGGAAGAUCUCCUAUCAACUAUUGAAAAAAUCGACUCACGUGAGUUAUUGCUAUUUAAUUAUAAAUUUGAUUCUGAUUCUAGGGAGAAUCCCUUUUUAAACAAGCCAAAUGCCUACAAAAUCGGAUGUUUGUUAAUGGAAAAUGGGGCCAAGUUAAGUGAUGCGGCUUUAGCGUUCGAAGCUGCUUUGAAGGAGAAUUCUCGACAUGUUGAUGCAUGGUUAAGAUUAGGUAUAGUUCAAAUCCAGAAUGAAAAGGAAUUAAAUGGUAUUGCAGCCUUGGAAUACUGUCUUGAUAUAGAUCCAGUAAAUUUAGACGCGUUGGAGAAUUUAGCCAUUAGUUACAUCAAUGAAGGCUAUGAUACAAAUGCUUUGAAAAUAUUGAAUAGAUGGGUUAAGAAUAAAUAUCCAAAUUUUGAACAUUACGAAGCAACAACGGAAGAGUCUAAAAGAAUUGAAAGUGAUUUAGAAGAUGAUUUAAGUCAUAAUUUUAAUGCAGUUAUGAUAAAGAAAUUUAAUCGUCUAGCUGAAUCAUUACCUGAACAUGAUGCCAAGUUAGAAUUAAUUCGUGGAUUACUAUAUUAUGCUGAAGAUGAUUUUGACAAGACUAUAGAAUGUUUCAAGGAAUCGUUGAAAAUCAAUCCUAAUGAUGAGGUAAUGUGGAAUAGACUAGGUGCAUCUCUAGCCAAUUCAAACAAACCAGAAGAUGCCAUUCAAGCUUAUCAUAGAGCCCUUAACUUAAAGCCAUCCUUUGUAAGAGCACGUUAUAAUUUAGCUGUGGCAUCAAUGAAUAUUGGUUGCUACAAGGAAGCCGGAGAACAUUUAUUAACUGUUUUAAGGAUGCAUCAAGUUGAAGGUGUAAAUAAUGUGGAAACAGACAAUAAUGUCCUGGAAAUUUUGAAAAGAGUUCUCAUGGGGAUGGACAGAGAAGAUUUAUUGGAGAAAGUAUACCCUGGGAUGGAUCUUAAGGAUUUCACCCACGAAUUUGCAUUUUAA